AUGGGUAAUGAAUUGUUUAAGAAGACAGUUGAGGGAGUCUUGCUUAAAUACGUAGGAGAGAGUGGAGCAUAUGUGUCUGUGUCGAGUGUACAUAGUGGAUCAUGUGGUGCACAUCAAGCUGGGCACAAAAUGAGAUGGUUAUUAAUGUGUUCAGGGGUUUAUUGUCCCUCAAUGUUGAAAGAUUGCAUUGAGUUUGCCAGAGGUUAUCAGGAGUGUCAAUUGCAUGGGGGCAUACAGCAUAUGCCUACGAGUGAGUUACAUGCGAUUGUAAAACCAUGGGCGUUUAGAGGAUGGGCGUUAGAUGUAAUUGGAGAAAUAAGACCAGCUUCGUCAAAACAACAAAAGUUUAGGGUUCCAGAAACAAUUACUACUAAUCAAGGGACAGUUUUCACUGUUCAAAAGAUACAGGAGUUUGCAAAGGAAGUUGGAAUCAAGUUGUUGACAUCUACACCUUAUUAUGCGCAGGCAAAUGGCCAAGUGGAGGCAGCUAAGAAGGUAAUUAUAAGCCACAUAAAGAAACAUGUAGGCAAGAAGACAAAAAAUUGGCAUAAGACGUUUGAUCAAGCUUUAUGGGCGUGUCGAACGUCACCCAAAGAAGCAACUGGAACAACCCCAUCUCGACUAACCUAUGGUCAUGAUGCAGUGCUGCCAGUAAAAAUUCAAGUUCACGCAGUCAUAAUUCAAAGGCAACGUGAGAUACCAUCUGAAGAUCAUUGGAUCAUGAUGGCAGAUGAAUUAGUCAAUUUAGAUGAAGAAAGGAUGGUGGCUUUACAUUUGCUACAAAGGCAGAAGGAAAGAGUUUCUAGAACUUACAACAAAAAGGUGAAAGAUAAGAUAUUUGUUGUCGACGACCUAGUUUGGAAAGUUAUCUUGCCAAUGGACAGAAAUGACAGGGUAUUUGGAAAAUGGUCCCCAAAUUGGGAAGGACCUUUUAAAAUAAUAUGGGUGUUUUCUAAUAACCCCUACAAAGUCGAAGAGUUAGCACCAGAUAAAUAA
Molecule: messenger RNA, 996 nt
Organism: Vicia villosa (hairy vetch)
Lineage: Eukaryota; Viridiplantae; Streptophyta; Magnoliopsida; Fabales; Fabaceae
Exons: 2
Coding region: 1-996 (331 amino acids)
Biological process (GO): DNA integration
Molecular function (GO): nucleic acid binding
Source: RefSeq, a predicted model, not a curated record